UUUGAUCCAGGAAACAUGUCUACAGAUGUCAAUUUUGCACAAUGCUUACCAAAAUUUAAUUUAUGUGGCCAUUUAUGUGUUUAAUCCACAAUCCAUCGAGACCAGCAAGAGAUUCUGAGAACGACGUGCGCGGACUCACAAGCGUUAACUUACCGAGUUUAAAAUACUGAUAAAUUCUCUUCUUAGUGGACAAGACUGCAAGUGAUGCUGAAGGAUUGAGUGUUUUCUGAUCAGUUUUCAGGGUCAGUUUAGCUGCAGUAUGUCAGAGGAAAGAGGAAAGGACUCUCUCUCUCAGAUGAGUCUCUCAGAGAAACACAGUGUAAGAUCAGGCUCACAUGUGUCCAGCUCUGUGUCUCUGAAGAGUGAUCGCUCUAAUGAUCUUCCACCAGACUUCAGUGAGAAAACACCAUCAUCUAAUAAAAGUGUAAGAUCAGACUCACAUGUGUCCAGCUCUGUGUCUCUGAAGAGUGAUCGGUCUAAAGAUGAUCCACCAUUCUUCAGUGAGAAAACACCAUCAUCUAAUAAAAGGCUUCAAUAUGAGACAUUAGACUCAGAUAUUCAGACUCACAGGAACCACGAGAAUUUCAAAGACAAUCUUCUUGGGAUCUUCCAGGAUCUUGAGAGGAAAAUAAUCACAUUUCUGAAGAAUGAACUGGAGAAGUUAAAGAAAAUACUACAACAUGAGAACACACAACACUUUGUGAAGGACUUUAAUGAGAACAGAUCCAGUAUCAGAGAAGCAGCUCUUGAUCUUACACUACAUUACCUGAGAGAGAUGAAGCAAGAUGAAGCUGCUGAUGCUCUAGAAGAUGAGCUGUUCUUCAUUCAUCAGCUGAAAUGUGGCCUAAAGAAGAAGUAUCAAUGUGUGUUUGAAGGAAUGGUGAAGCAAGGUGACGCCACACUCCUGAAUAACAUCUACACAGAUCUCUACAUCACUCAGGGUGGCAGUGAACAGGUCAAUACUGAACAUGAGGUGAGACAGAUUGAAGUUGCUUCCAGACGUCAUGAAGCACAAGAGAUACAGGUUGAAUGCACACAUUUGUUUGAAGCGCCUGAACAAGACGAGGAGAUCCGAACUGUACUGACAAAAGGAGUCGCUGGCAUCGGGAAAUCAGUCUCUGUGCAAAAGUUUGUUCUGGACUGGGCUGAAGGAAAAGAAAAUCAAGAUAUCAGCUUCAUAUUUCCUCUUCCAUUCAGAGAGAUGAACUUAAAGGAGAAAGAAAAACUAAGUUUGAUGGACCUUAUAACUCAGUUUUUCCCAGAGACAAAAGGACUGAACCUUACAAGAAGGAAUCAGUUCAAAGUGCUGUUCAUCCUUGAUGGACUGGACGAAUGUCGCCUUCCUCUGAAGUUUGAUUGUAAUGAGACGUGGCGUGAUGUAUCGUCACCAGCCUCUCUGGAUGUUCUCCUAACGAACCUCAUGAAGGGAAAUCUGCUUCCUUCUGCUCUCGUCUGGAUCACCAGCAGACCAGCAGCGGCCAGUAAGAUUCCUCCUGACUGUAUCGACCGGCUGACAGAGAUACGAGGAUUCAGCGACGCACAAAAGCAAGAGUACUUCAAAAAAAGAUUCAAGGAUGAUAUUCAAGCCAACACAAUCAUAGAUCAUGUUAAACAAUCAAAGAGUCUCUUUAUCAUGUGCCACAUCCCAGUCUUCUGCUGGAUUUCAGCCACUGUUCUCCACAACAUUCUGGAGGAGAAGAGAAAUAAUGAUGUGAGAAACACUCAGGCUGAUGAGAUCUCUAAAACACUGCAGGAAUCAAACACUGAAGACACUCCCAAGACUCUGACACAAAUGUACACACACUUUCUCCGCUUUCAGAUCCAGCAGAGCCGCUGGAAAUAUGAUGGAGAAUACACACCAGAUGUUUCCUGGGAUAAAGACGCCAUCCUUUCACUGGGGAAACUGGCAUUUCAUCAGCUGGAAAGAAACAACCUGAUCUUCUAUGACACAGACCUGGAAGCCUGUGGUCUUGACGUCUAUAAGGCAUCAGUGUACUCAGGCAUGUGUACCCAGAUCUUUAAGGAGGAAACAGGGAUCGUUCUUGGUACCAUGUACUGCUUUGUUCACUUGAGCAUUCAAGAGUUUAUUGCAGCCCUUUAUGCACAUCUGUUUCUAGACAUCAACAAGACAAGUGUGUUUGAUCAUGAGUCUACAGAACAGAAAAACAGAAAUGAAACCAUGAUUGAUUUUCUCAAGACUGCAGUGGACAAGGCGCUGGAGAGUGACAAUGGACACCUGGACCUUUUCCUUCGAUUCCUCCUCGGUCUGUCACUCCAGUCCAAUCGACGACUCUUACGAGGUCUGUUGACACAGCGAGACGACACUGACCAGAGCAACAAGGGGAUAGUUCAGUACAUCAAGCAGAAAUUAGAAGCUAAUCUUCCUGCAGAGAGAUCCAUCAAUCUGUUCUACUGUCUGAAUGAACUGAACGACCAAACUCUGGUGAACGAGAUUCAGACCCACCUUAGCAAAGGAAGUCUCUCAUCUGGUGACCUUUCACCUGCCCAGUGGUCUGCUUUAGUCUUUGUGUUGUUGACAUCAGAGGAAGAACUGGAGGAGUUUGAGCUUCAGAAAUUCAAGAAAUCAGACGAGUGUCUCAUUAGAUUAUCGGCAGUCAUUAAAGCCUCCAGAAGAGCUCUGUUAAAUAAUUGUAACUUAACAGACAAAAGCUGUUCAUCUCUGGCUGCAGUUCUUGGAUCAGAUACCAAUCUGAAAGAGCUGAACAUGAACAAUAAUAAACUGCAGGAUUCAGGAGUGAAGCUGCUCUGCACUGGACUGAAGAAUAUAAAGUGUAAAUUGGAGAUACUGAGGUUAAGCUGCUGUUAUAUGACAGAUGAAGGUUGUUCUGAUGUGACUUCAGCUCUGAAAUCAAACCCGUCACACCUGAGAGAGCUGGACCUGAGCUGGAAUUAUCUAGGAAACUCAGGAGUGAAGCACUUAUGUGCCGUACUGAAGGAUUCACACUGUAAACUGGAGAGAUUGAGGUUAAGCUGCUGUUAUAUGACAGAUGAAGGUUGUUCUGAUGUGACUUCAGCUCUGAAAUCAAACCCGUCACACCUGAGAGAGCUGGACCUGAGCGAGAAUAAUCUAGGAGACUCUGGAGUGAAAAACCUCAGUGAUCUACUGAUGAACCCACAAUUCAAGCUGGAGAAACUACAUCUGAGUGACUGCAGUAUUACAGAGAAACAGAGUCUCAUCCUGACUUCAGCUCUGAAAUCAAACCCGUCACACCUGAGAGAGCUGGACCUGAGCGGGAAUAAUCUAGGAAACACAGGAGUGAAGCACUUAUGUGCCGUACUGAAGGAUUCACACUGUAAACUGGAGAGAUUGAGGUCAGUCACAUUCACGUACAAGAAUCAAAAUGCUUAAAAUCACUUCAACUGU
This is a messenger RNA of Pimephales promelas (fathead minnow), 3385 nucleotides long. Lineage: Eukaryota; Metazoa; Chordata; Actinopteri; Cypriniformes; Leuciscidae. The record is from RefSeq and is a predicted model, not a curated record.